Molecule: messenger RNA, 999 nt
Organism: Solanum verrucosum
Lineage: Eukaryota; Viridiplantae; Streptophyta; Magnoliopsida; Solanales; Solanaceae
Exons: 4
Coding region: 1-999 (332 amino acids)
Source: RefSeq, a predicted model, not a curated record
AUGGCCUUUCACGAAAGAUUCUUUGCUCCUUCAAGAAUAAUGAAACUGAGAGAUGACAUUAAGAAUUUCAAGCAACAGGAGGGUGAGCCAAUUCACGAAUCACGGAAAAGAUUAACGCAAGAACAACUCGAUAAAGAAAGAGAGAUGGACGAAAACAUCAAAAAGAUGUUUUCCCAAAUAAAAGUGAUACAAAAGCACAUGAAGGGGACAUAUGGAGUAUUUCGAAUUGAGGAGGGUUCUUCUUUUGGCUACUUAAGACCGGGGGAGAACCAAGGUUGGAACUCCACAAGUAAACUGAAUUCUCAUGCUGAUGCAAUCAAAACACCAGAAGGUCAAUUGCGUCUAUUAUCAGCUCAAUUAACAUCCAGGACACUGAUGAAAGAUAAUGAAAGAAGGCUGCUUGUAGUUUCCCGAAUUGGAAAGAUGGAAGAGAGCCAAGGUAUUGAGGAACAAGAAUUGUCUAUUCCACAAAACCUUGCCAAAGAACCACAAGAGGAUGCAGAGCAACAUGUUCAAGUUCCAAAAGUCAUGCACCCUUUACCCAAAAUUCCUCCACCAUUUCCUCAACGUUUGAAAUCGAAGAAGGAAGAUGAGAAGUUCAAAAAUUUUUUGUCAGUAUUCAAGAACCUAUCAAUUGAUCUUCCUCUGGUGGAAGCAUUGUCGGAAAUGCUGGGAUACGCCAAAUUCAUGAAAGAGUUGGUUACAAAGAAAAGGUGCUUGGACUAUGAAACAAUUGAGGUGCCCCAUAGUUGCAGUGCAAUUAUGACAAAUGAGUCAAUUACAAAGAAAGCAGACCCUGGGAAAUUCACAAUCCUGUGCACAAUUGGCAAGCUCCAACUCACUAAAGCUUUGUGCGAUUUAGGAGAAAGCAUUAACUUGAUGCCUUAUGCAAUAUACAAGCAACUUGGUUUGGGUGAACCAAAGGCAACCACAAUGAGACUCCUUAUGGCUGAUCGAUCAAUCCAGCACCCAAUGGGAUACUCUAUGACAUAUUGGUAA